Naegleria gruberi is the source of this 1224-nucleotide messenger RNA. RefSeq lists its product as uncharacterized. The record is from RefSeq and is a predicted model, not a curated record. The coding region runs from base 220 to 1206 and encodes 328 amino acids. NCBI's taxonomy places the organism in Eukaryota, Heterolobosea, Eutetramitea, Acrasida, Naegleriidae. Gene Ontology annotation, molecular function: nucleic acid binding. The transcript has a single exon.
AACCAAACAGAUUCUAAUCCUCAACAUGCACACCACGGUGAACAUCAAGAUAAUUAUCAUGACCUUCAAGAGGAUGAGGAUGAAGAAAAUGAAUACAAGAAUAGUUUAACCGAUAACUCUAGAGUAUUAUUUGUAUUUAACUUGACUGUAGAUACAAGAGAGGAGGAUAUUACUAAGGAAUUUUCAUUAUUCGGUAAGGUUGAAUCUGUAAAAAUAGUUAUGGACAGAAAGAAACUUAUUAAUAGAGGUUUCUGUUUUGUUACCAUGGCCAGUGUUGAGGAUGCAACAAGACUUAAGGAAGCCAAAAUUGUUGUGAAAGGUCAAGCUCUUCAUAUUGAAAAAGCUGCCAGAACAGAAGGACACAACUCAACACCUGGACAAGGUUAUCAAGGAAAAAGAACACCUAGGGAGCGUUUAAUGCCAAAAUCAAUGCGUGAUAAGGACCAUCCACGUGGUUCUAGAGGUGGUAGUGGAAGAGACAAUGGUCGUGGAAGUGGUGGUGGUGGAAGAGGUGGAGGUAAGCCACCAUUCAGACAAAGAGGAGGUGGUCAUACACCAAAAGGAGGUAGAUUACCACCUGGUUCUUAUCUUCCUCCUCAAUCAGGUCAACCACCAUAUGACUAUUAUAACUAUGGAUAUUAUGGAUAUCCACCUUAUGGCCAAUUUCCACCUCCACCAGGUACUCCUCCAUCAAUGAGUGGUGAAGAACACACUCGUGGAGCCAGUGGUGCCUCAACUGCAAGCUCAACAAGUGGAGGUAAGGAUGCUAGACCAUUCUCUGGCCCACCUUACUCUGGCUAUACAGGAUAUCCACCUUAUUCAGGUUAUCCACCUGGAGCUUACUAUCCACCUGGAGCCUAUGGAUAUUAUCCACCUUAUGGACCUAAUGGAAGUUAUGAUUAUCCUCCAUAUACUCCUCCUCCUGGAACUGGAAGAGAACCAUCAUCACCUCCACCAGGUUCCUCUUCAAGACCAACUUCUAACAGAAUUUCACCAUCUCGAAAUCACCCAAGAUACUUUUCCUCUGCAGGUUCUUCUAACUAUAGAUAUAAUCCUUAUCCAAGUGUAAGUGAAGGAGGAUCUGGACCAGUUGUACCUUCUGGACCACCAUUACGUCCACCAUCACCAGGUGCUUCUGGCGACUAUGAAUCAUCUUCAAACUAUGGAGUCUAUGGCACUGAAAAUCAACCAUGGAUCAAUAAAUAAAGACUCUACUGACUCUAA